AAGGGGGAGGGAUUGCCAUGGUCAUGAAAGCUUCACUUUGCAGAAUGUGUCUGCCAGGUCCUACUGUCCGUCUCUUUCCAAGGGUGUAGUAUCUCCAAGGUCCAGGUUUGCUUUUAUUUCUUGUGCCUGUGCAAUCCUGACAGCAGAGCUUAUCUCCAGCAGUCUUGACUGAAGAAAAAUUUACAUCCUUUUGUUACUGCCAUGAGGUCUACAUACAAGCUCUUUCUCCUUGCAGUGGUUUCCUUUUAUUUUAAUGGAAGCAAGGCAGCAGAUGCUGAAGAGAAGCUAAUGAACCACCUAUUAAGCUCUGAGAGGUAUAAUAAGUUAAUUCGCCCAGCAAUCAACUCCUCCCAGUUGGUAUCUAUACAGCUACAAGUUUCUUUGGCACAGCUAAUCAGCGUGAAUGAACGUGAACAGAUCAUGACCACAAAUGUCUGGCUGAACCAGGAAUGGACUGACUAUCGUUUGGUAUGGACACCUUCUGACUACGAAGGCAUAAAUAAGCUAAGGAUACCUGCUAAACAUAUUUGGCUGCCAGACAUCGUACUUUAUAAUAAUGCGGAUGGCACAUAUGAAGUCUCCCUGUAUACAAAUGCAAUUGUAAAGAACAAUGGAAGCAUUUUCUGGUUGCCACCAGCCAUCUACAAGAGUGCCUGCAAGAUUGAGGUGAAGCAUUUUCCAUUUGAUCAACAAAAUUGCACAUUAAAAUUCCGGUCUUGGACAUAUGAUCACACAGAGAUUGAUAUGGUACUUAAAACGUCCAUGGCAAGCAUGGAUGACUUUACACCCAGUGGAGAGUGGGACAUUAUAGCACUCCCCGGAAGAAGAACUGUAAACCCCUUGGAUCCAAAUUAUGUUGAUGUGACAUAUGAUUUUAUUAUUAAAAGAAAACCUCUUUUUUAUACCAUCAACCUUAUCAUUCCCUGUGUGCUAAUUACAUCCUUGGCCAUCCUGGUGUUCUACUUGCCUUCGGACUGCGGUGAAAAGAUGACCUUAUGCAUAUCUGUACUGCUUGCUUUGACUGUGUUCUUACUGCUGAUCUCCAAAAUUGUCCCUCCAACAUCACUGGAUGUUCCAUUGAUUGGAAAGUAUCUGAUGUUUACAAUGGUACUAGUGACAUUCUCAAUAGUUACCAGUGUCUGUGUACUAAAUGUCCAUCACAGAUCUCCCAGUACUCACACUAUGCCUCCAUGGGUUAAGCUGAUUUUCCUUGAGAGACUUCCAACAUACCUGUUCAUGAGGCGCCCAGAGAAUAAUUCUGCAAGGCAAAGGUUAUGCAAUCGCAGAAAGACUAGAUCUGAGAACCUGUGCGCUGAUCCAGCUGACCUGUAUAAGAGCUCCACCUAUUUUGUGAACAUUGCCUCUGCCAAAAAGUAUGAUCUGAAAUUGACAGAGAAUCCUGAUAACAUCAGUAGCCAUCGAGAUGUCAGGUUGCGAUCUUCAACAAAGUUUUCUCCUGAAGUCCAAGAAGCAAUUGAUGGGGUCAGUUUUAUAGCAGACCACAUGAAAAGUGAUGACAAUGACCAGAAUGUCAUUGAAGAUUGGAAAUAUGUUGCCAUGGUAGUGGACAGACUGUUUCUUUGGAUAUUUGUCUUUGUUUGUGUACUGGGGACUGUUGGAUUAUUUCUCCAGCCACUUUUUCAAAACCACUCUGUUGCUGGAAACCUGUAAUUUGCAUUUAAAGUUGUCAAAUGCUUACAUAGAUGCUGGCCCAUGCUCUGCUUUCAGUUCCGCAUCAAAUGAAUGGUUCUGGGUUUAACUGAGAAGUAAGACAGCAUUUGUCUUGUUGUGUUAUAAUGAUAGAAAAUAUCCAAAAGACAAUUUCUUUUUUAAUUUAAUUAUUUUGAGGCAAAAUUGGUGCUCUCAAUCUGGUUAAACCCAAGUUUUACCGAAAAAGAUGUUAAUCUAUUCAAUCUGAGUCAGGCUACACAAGGAUUAUUAAAAUCAUAUCGUACUUGGG
Messenger RNA from Gavialis gangeticus (Gharial), 1960 nucleotides. RefSeq names its product cholinergic receptor nicotinic beta 4 subunit (gene CHRNB4). The record is from RefSeq and is a predicted model, not a curated record. Gene Ontology annotation, biological process: signal transduction; regulation of membrane potential; monoatomic ion transmembrane transport. Gene Ontology annotation, cellular component: neuron projection; synapse; postsynaptic membrane. NCBI's taxonomy places the organism in Eukaryota, Metazoa, Chordata, Crocodylia, Gavialidae. Gene Ontology annotation, molecular function: acetylcholine-gated monoatomic cation-selective channel activity; transmembrane signaling receptor activity. The transcript is spliced from 6 exons. Bases 202 to 1671 code for a protein of 489 amino acids.